UUAUAAAUAAUUUUAAAUGUUGAUUAUUUAAUAUACAUAUCAACUUAUUUUUAAAAAUAUUAUUAAUACACCUAGCUUUCCUAAAUUUUAAACAAUUACAUGUGAAUUUUGAAAAUAAUUUAAAUAUUCAAUCUCUGCCCCCCCCCCCCCUUUUUUGUUAUAUCAAACAUAGCUACUAACUUAAAAAUACAUAUUUCAUUUCUUAAUUUUUAUAUCUUCACAAUUGAAGUAUCUAAAUACACUAUGGAUAUUGAACAAUAUAUAGCAGCAACUGAACUAACUAUAUAUUGCAUUAAAGAAAACAAAAACUCAGCUUACUGUUUCCGAAAUUUAUAGUUUAUCACUUAAAUAUUUACAUUGAAUAUAAACGACAAUAAUUUGACUUAGGUUACUCUACUAGAAACAUACAUCUUACCGACUAUAUAAUAUAAAAGGUCUACUGGUAUCUAAUUUUGUGUAUAAAUAUUAUUGUCGACUAAGCUACAUCAAUUUUCAGCCCAUAGUGUUUGUUAAAUAUUCCACAAGGCAACGGAAUGUUUCCCUUAGCGUUUAUACAUUUACAUCUCUUAUUUAAAAUCAUUUAUUUUACACGUAUGGCAUGUCAGAUAUCGACGGUCAAUUUUUGGGUAUAUAUAGGAACUAAGGUUUGAUCUCAAAGAUAUCAUAAUACAUAUUUUUACAGAACAAGAUGAAGAUUGCAAACUUUUCCAUUCUACUUUUAGCUUUCUUUAUUUUUCCUAUCACGUUUGCUCAACUACGAGUAGGGUUUUAUGACAACUCAUGCCCUAAUGCAGAAACUAUAGUUCAAAAUCUUGUGAGCGAUGAGUUCGAAAGUGACCCCACGAUCACGGCCGCUUUGCUUCGCAUGCAUUUUCACGAUUGCUUUGUUGGGGGUUGCGACGGUUCUAUCCUCUUAAACUCAACAGAUUCAGAAAGAUUCGUCGGUCCAAACUUGAGCGUGAGAGGGUUUGAGCUGAUCGACGAGAUCAAGGCCGAGCUUGAGGCUCAGUGUCCCUCCAACGUCUCAUGUGCCGACAUAAUGGCUCUUGCCACCCGUGACUCUGUGGCCUUAGCUGGAGGUCCGAGCUACAACAUUCCCACUGGGCGACGUGAUGGGUUGAGAACAAAUGCGAACGGCGUGUUCAACCUUAUCGGACCAACCGCCUCCGUGGCUGCGUUUCUCAGCUUCUUUGGGGACAAAGAUAUGAACACGUUGGAUGCGGUGGCUCUUUUGGGUGCACACACGGUUGGAGUGGGAUCUUGUGAUCUAUUCCAGGACCGCCUUGUGAAUUUUAAUGGAACCGGACUGCCUGAUCCGUCCAUGGACUCCGAUUUGGUUGCAAAUUUAACCACCAUAUGUGAGGCCUCAGAGAACCCAUCAACAGGACUUGACCGGUCAACGCCAUUGACUUUCGAUAAUGCAUUCUUCGGACAAAUCCGAGUAAGGAGAGGAGUUUUGCAACUUGACCAGCGCCUCGCAACCGAUGAAGCCACUUCUAGUGUGGUGGCUCAAUACGCAGCAGACAACGACUUAUUCAAACGCCAGUUUGCGAUCGCGAUGGUGAAAAUGGGAGCCGUUGAUGUCUUUACAGGCGAAGACGGUGAGAUCAGAACGAAUUGUUGGGCGUUCAAUAACAACUAACUUGACUUGUGUGUGUUUAAUACUCUGAAUCUUGAUUGUUUGUUUGGUAUUUAUUUUAUGGCCAUGUUAUUUUGGUUUUAAUCUGGGUGAAUUGUGAAGCAUUUGAGUUGCUAUAUUUUUUUUUGAAUAAAAUAUUUUCUAUUUAUUUAUGUGAUUAAUGUAUAUCGAUCAAAUAUUUAUUUAAAUAUGGACUUCAUUAGAUAGAAAAUGUAUUUACUAAAUAAAUUCAUCCAGUGAUCUAUACUGGAAACACAUUCAUACUUUUUACAUUUUAAUUUGGUCUAAAAAUUUUGUAUACUAACCACAUUAUCGUGCUUUGGUGGUCAAAACUAGAAGAAAAGUCAUCAUGUUGGUCUAGACCAGAAAUCGAUUUUCUUUUAGUGUGAAAUUAUCAAUCUCACGUGUGACUAUCGUCAAUUAAUAUGGGCGAAAUUGGCGGUCUUCCGGAAUACCUUCGAGGGCGUGUCAUUAGGCGCUAAUCAUGUUCCCUAUGGUAUCUGGAUCUUCUAAGAUCGAUAAAGAAAAAAAAAAACUGUUCAAAUGUUAGCGUUGUAGCUUGCAUACGAAUUAUGGGCCAAUUAAAUGAUAUAGCGCUGCCCCCGAACUUCUUAAUUUACGUUACACAAACUUUAGUGGGCCUCGUUACUCUGUUUUUUCAUUUAUUAACCGGCGUCGUUACAAGUCAAUCUUCCUAGUAUAUCACAUAAAUCAAAAACUUACAUGAACACAUGACACAUCUUUUGGAACGAAGCCGAAAUCGAUAUGAAGAUAGUCUCCCUAAGCUAGAACUCACACAUUUAAGACUUUCUCAUUUUUUCAGUGUAGACUAGACCUUAGCAUGCUACAAAAAUGACCUAUGAACUCGUACUAUUAAAGUAUAUUGGUGAUUGAUUAAAUGGGACGCGAUAAAUUUAUGAACCAAAAUGACCAUAUUUAAAGGAAAAAAACUAAACCUAGAUUCGGUACAUACUCGAUUGGAUCUGUAAAUCCUAUCUCAUAUGGAUCUGAAAAAUGGCAUUUUAUUCUUGAUAGAAAAUUAGUUAUGUUGAAAGUAUUUAGUGUACAUAUAAAUAACACACAACACAAGAAAAAACCAAAGGAUAGACAUUCUAUUUGGCAAUCUAAAAAUAAGACUAUUAUAACGCACUUCGGACUCCAGUAGUUAAAUGUAGAGAAUAGUAACAAAGAAUAAUGAGCUCUAACCUCUAAACAAUAAUGCUAGCUACCGCUCUUAAUUAUGUACAAACUUACAAAAAUCAUAUAACUAUAUAAUAUGUUUAGAGUAGUUUAAACUUUGUAGCUACUUUUUUUGUAAAUAAGUACUACUUAUAGUAUAUAAACAAUAAAGUUCUUGUUAAAAGAAAGAAUUAAUAAGUAGAGGUUCGACCGGACAAAUAAGUCUUAUGGUUGCCCAAAAGUCUCACCUAAGCCGUCAGCACAACAGUUUAUAAAUAAGUAAUAUAAUAGGAAGCUCGACACUCUCCUUUUAUGGGCACUGGACAGUACCAUAAUUAAAGAAAAUAAAGUGCAGUAAAGUAUCUCUAUUAUUCCCUUUAAUAGACACUUAUACACGCGUAUAAGUGGGAAAAAAUGGGAAUAACUAACUAGAGUUUAUUUAGAAUCUAGUCACAAUAAUAGCAAUUAUUAAAAUGGUGAUGUUUUGUGCUCGUGUGUGACACUAGGAAAGAUGUUGUCUUUGUUUAGUUCACAUGUCCUUUUCGCAGCAACAUUGCCAUUUGUCUUAACAAAGGCCAAACAUAGUGCCGGCGAAUGAUGAUUUAUUUAGCUUUAGCACGUAAUUAAAAUUUCGAACGAUCUGAACAUGUAUAAUAAGUGCAUUUUACCCAAAAAUGUAUAAUAAGUGCAUGAAUCUGCCCCACUAUUCUCUGAUCAUUACAUAGUUUAAUUAGUUUAAAUAAAUAAAAAUGGAAAGAUUAGAGGUUUAGCCUUUUCUUUCUUUUUGUGAUGGCGAAGCAUUCAAGUGCGGGACAAAUCAGAGUCACUUGAAACAGCUGAAGGCAUAUAUAAUUAUUUUAAAAUCAUAAAGAUGUACAAAUUUAUUAUUUCAAAAAUUACUUGCGCCGUAUCUUUGGUAUGUUUAAAUGUUUUGCACCAAACUCAUAUGCCCUUCAUGUUAAUGGAAAGAUAAGUCGACGUUUUCUCGACUCCAGGAGACCCUAUAUAUGUUUAAAGUAUAUCAAUUUGAUCUUAUUGGUGGAUAAGGCAUACGAACGAAUAUUUUUGAAGUAUUUCUUGUUGAAAUAUUGUAGAUGAAUCUUAGCUUCUUUUAUUUUCCAAAUCAUCCAGAUAUAGAUAAGUCUAUGAUUUCUUCGAGCCACAAAUUAGAGCGGGUAAUUUAAACCAGCUUUGCUUAUUAUAAGUAUCGUUUUAGAUCAUAUUUGAGUUUCAGUUAUGCAUAUUAAUUUUUUUAAUUAUAAAGGUAAUAUUACUUCCACAAAUGCAAACUAUAUGUGGUCCACGGCCGGUUUAACCCCUCAGUUUUUUUUUAUGAAUGAAAUCAUUCGAUGAAAGAAAUAAAGGAAAGCUAUGAUAAAAACUAUUCUAAAUUAAAAGUUUAUAUAUAUAUUUGUUUUGUUAGAGAACUAACAUAUAUAUUUAGUACUAAUCAAAAAUACUAUAGUAGACUAAAUAUAACCUUUGCUGCAUUAUAGGUAUUGUCUCUUAAAACAUGUUUGAGAUUAUAUCCUUAAUUCGUACAUAUAUAGAUUUGUUUUUUUUUCUAGUCAAUAACUAAACUAAGAAAGAUAAAAUUGUUUUUUUUUUGCGUUGAAACUAAAUUAAAAAUACGAAAAAUACUUUUGUGAAAAUAAACAAAAUCAUACUACAUUGUGAAAGCGGAUGUAGCCCUCACUAAUUAUUAGUCCAGUUUAUAAAUACGUGAGAAGAUAUUUAUCAUGAGAAACUAUGCUUAUGGUUAUCGAAAUCCUUCAACCAAAUUUAUCUUUACAUAGAAUUUAACAUACAAAAAGUAAAUAAUAAAAAAUGUAAAACAUACGAGGGUAUAUUGUUUGUUUGCCUUCUCUAAAGAGAGAGAUGAUCGUAGGUUUUUGUCAGGAUACAUGCAUCUAAUUAAAUUAUUGAUGUUUUAUAUUGUAAACUUUUUGUUCCUUUCCUCUUUUUUUUUGUCUUUUCCUGAGUUUUUUUUUUGUUUUAAUAUCUCCUCAAGUGCUCUGCAAGUUCACUGGGAAAAUCCACAAAAUUCAACUCCAUAUGUCAUCUCUGUUCGUAAAAACUUAUGUCUUCGAUAAUACAAUGUAUAUACUAUAUAGAAACCAAGCCUCUUCAAAAAUCUAUAAAGGAUGAUCAUAUGUAUAUUUUUAUUAUGAUUAGUUUUAAAAAAUCAUUCUUUGUUUCGUCGUUAAUAGUAAUUUACGAUAUUCUUAACAAGAUAAAAAAGUAUAUUUAAAGUUAAUUGAUUUGUUUGCGUUUAGCUCAGUUGUGCUUGUAAAGCAUAUCAAUAUGCGUGUGUGUGUAAUUUAUGGAGAAAAUGAGGUUCUUUUAGAAUACUAGGAAUCUAGGAUUAAGGAAAUAAGGUACUAGAGCAAUAUCUCCCACCCUAAUUCAUAUGUCACUCAAAAAUGAAAUUUGAAAUAAGAAAUGCUCAAACAUCACUUCAUUUUCUAUUCCAUAAUAGAGUAAAAUAAGCUUUCUCCAAAACUAAACUAAUACUUUAUUGUUUGUUUAUCAUUUCAUCGUUCAUCUCAAAAAGUAGUAGAGUAAUAAUAAACUUAAUUUUAUUUUAAGUUACUUUAUUUUAUAGAAAAAAAUAAAAUUUUACAUCGGAUGUGUUAUUAGACGCGAAGAACUUUUUCUCAUAAUAUAUACACUUACUUUUUAAAUAAGGGAUUCAAAGAUGUACAGUCUUGAAAAAGAAGUGGUAAUAACUUUUAAAAAAAAGUAUAGUUCUGAAAUGGAAGGAAUAUUAAGAAAUGAUAUUAUCGUCUAAUAUUAACUUCAACGGUCAGAUCACAUAUAAUACGACCUAGAGUAUUUUCUUGUGGACCUGGAGAAUAAAUAAGUCUGAUAAUGGUUACAACCCGAAAAAACUAAUGUUAUUAAUUAUCAUCUGAAUUCAUCAUUUUGGAUUAGAAAAAAAAAUCCAUCAUUUAGCUCUUACACAAAGACACAUUAUUUAUCAUGUAAGUAUAGAGUCCGUACAUGUCACAGAGCAGGACCACAUAUCUAUUAUUUUUAGACGAACAAAAUUAGUCUAGAAGUCUUACAAGAUUUAAGAUUUCAGGACCACAGAGAUCGUACAAGGUUUUUUUUUUCCAAGUCCAAAUCCAAGUUCCUCCUCUAUUUUUGUGAAGCCUUGUCCAUUUUUAGUCCAAAUCCUAACCUCUAUUCUAUUCUUAAUUAACUAGUUAAUGAUUUACAAUAUCUCUCUCUCUUAUAUAUAUAUAUAUAUAUAUACAUGUUUUUUUGGGAGAAAUUCUAUACAUAUUCUUUUCUAUCGUUUACUACUGAAGUUACUUUACCGAUCAGAUUACAUAUGACCUAGAACAUUUACCUUUUUUCCCACUAUAAAUAAAAGCAUAUAUAUAUAAUAGUAUUUCUACCGUUUCUAACUUUCCAAAAUUUCACUGCACACUAUAUAUUGUUAUGGCAUAUCUAAUUUAAAGUUUUAAAUCGUUUUAUACAAAAAAUAGUUUUAUGUGGAUAAAUUAAUAUCAAAGAAAUGUGCACACUUACAAAAGUGAAUAAUAUAUAUAUCUUCUGGAUAACUUAUCCCUAAUAUAUAACUCAAUCGACUGUUUUUGACGUCGAACAAUUUAUAUAAUUGAUGAUCACUUAAAUGGACUGAUUUUCAAUAACAUACUAGUUUAUGUUAUGGUGAUUUUCAAUAACAUAAUAGACAUUUAGAAUUUAACGUAGUAGCGCACAUAUUGUCAUAUGAGAAUAGAAUCACAGACUGAAAGUGCGUUUAGGAGUCCUACAUAUAGUUGCAGCCAAAACAUAUACUCAUAGCAUCGAGAUAUCAUAAUCUAUAUGACACAUGUGACGUCUCGUUUCGAUGCUCAUCGUAAUGUCCAAAAUAUAGACAGAGUUAAAUAAAUUGAAACUAUAGUAUAGGUAAUUCAGCAGCAAUCUAUUUCGGAAAUAUACAAUAGAACUUAAAUACAAAAAAAAAACUUAAAUGCAAUUUUUUUGAUAAAAUAUUAAAUACACACUUGCUUCAAAUAUGUAAACAGAUAAACUGGUUAAAUAUUCUGAUAAGCAAUAAUUGUAUAUAUCUAUAGACAAUUUUUUUCACUCUAGGAACAAAGGUUUCUUGUGGGUGGACAUGAACCUAAAAAGUGAAUUUUAUGUAGGCGGGUGAAACACAAGUAUUGUGAUAAGUAAUUAUGUUGAUAAACAAACAAAAGAGACACCAACUUGUGCCCUAAAAGCAUGACCACAUGCUGGUCGGUGUCUCCCUGAAUCCGAAUAAAUUCAAAUAAUAUAAGCUUGUAGAGACCUUUUUAUAAAAUAAAAAAAAAAUUGUGAGAAAAACUAAGAAUAUCAACUUGAUAGAAAAUGCCAAAUAGCAUUUAUAUAACAACAGAAAACUAUAAUUUUAUCGAUAUAUAUAUAUAUAUAUAUAUAUAUAUAUAUAUAUGUUACUAUUGGCAUAUAUGAUGCCAUUUCCUCUAUGGUCGCUUGAUAAGAUUUAGAUAGCAUCGUUAAUCAUGUUGCUUUAUUUUUCUACACGCGAGUAUAUAUGUUUUGUAGGUGAACAUAGAAAUAUCUUGCUAGACAAAACUGAUAUGAUAAGAACUUAUACUGUGAUAAAUGGAGAAACUUGAGCAUGGAAAUAUAUCAAAACUAGAUGAUUUUUGACUACUAGAAUUUUUGGAACCUUUCAAAAGUUGUACUUUUUCAGACACCAUUAGUUUGAUUUCAUUUAGAAAUGUAUUGGUUUCUAUGCAAAAAACUGAUUAAACUAAAUAUAAAUUGAUCAUAUACCAUUUCGUAGCUGAAACUAUACAUAUCACAGAUCCAAAGGUAUUAUUUAUAUAGCAAUAUAUAUUUAUGAAUAGAUCAAAAGGUAACUAAUUUUAGUUUCAUAUAAAUUAAAUAUGUAUGUGGUUCUAGCUGUAUUUGUUUGUUUUUUCAAAAAUAUUUUCUUAGUUAACUAUAAUCAUCCUUUUAAUAUCGUCAAAAAAUAUCAUUUAAACUUGUUAAAAAAGUCGCUCAUUUUAUACAAGUUGUGCUAUUUCCGUUCCAAGUAAACUUUUAUAUUUUCAUAUAUUUGAAUUAUAUUAGGGGGAGGAGAUUCUGCAGAUCUAGAAGUGUUUCUGACUGAUUAGAUCGAUUUGAUAUAACUGGGUAUUGUAUGUGUUCAAGUACCCCAGUUUUUGAUCCUUUACAAAAGAUUAUGCCUUUUUCUACGACUUCCUGACAGGUCUUAAAUCUUAAUAUGAAGGUUAUACAUUCCUAAAUACAGCUACACAAGCUUCCAUUUUUAAAAAAAGUUUCCUCACGUUUUCAUAUAUUAAUUAAUUCGCAGAACUAAUACUAAUUUUGUAAAGUAAUAUAUUUAAUAAAACAUAAUAAAAAGGUCCUUUUCUAAAAAAGGUCUUUUUUUUCUUUCUCAAAACACGUAGUUAAGUAGAUAAACGGGUAGCCAAACCCACAAUCCUAUCCAUAAUUCUGAAAAUUUGGGAUGGAUCAAACAAGCAAUGGAUCACUCUGGUAUUUUGAAUAAUAUGUCCAUCCCUUAAAACAAAAAAAAUUAGAAGAACUUUUUUAUUUUUACGUAAUAUCCAUGUUGUAUAGAAAAAAACACGGUACAACAUGAAAAAAAAAACAUUAAAACCAAACACAGCUAUACAUAUACAGGCAAAAACAGAGGGCAUCUGAAAAAAGCAAGUUGUCUCCGACUGUGUCUUUCUACACUCUACCUAUUGCAUACGUAUUCGCACACUCACCUAUGUACAGACUAUUUUAUUGUCCAUUUAAGUUACAUUCAUUCUCCCUAACAAAAAAAAAAAACCAAAAUACUUUUGAUCCAUCAGACAUCAUUGUACAUUGAAUAUACACUAAUUCGCAUAUUAAUGGCAUUUGUUCAUUUCACAUCUUAUUAUAAAAUAACAUGCAUGCAUAUGUGUUGCUCUACUCUCAUAAGUCGCUACUGGUAUGACCUAUGGUUAGUAUUUUGGAAAGAUCAAAGUAUUUGUGAGCAGUUAAUUUUAUAACACACUCACUUGAUUUGGUAAAUACUUAGUAAACUCCAAGAUGCAAUAGACAAUGGCCGUACCUUUGUUUAAAAAAAAAGACAACGACCGUCCCAAGAAGAAAAUGACUUUAUUAAUAUUCCGUUAUUAAAAAAAAAUUUACAUAAAAAUAUGUUCAAAAAAAAAAUUACACGCUUGAUCAGAAAUCUGGACUCGAUAUUUAUUUGUCAGCAUUUUCGUUAUUAUUUUAAAACACCUUGGAUCAACUAUGAUCAAAAGUAUAUUUUAAAAUCGUCGUUGGAGUUUGGUCAAAAAAAAAAAUCGUCGUUGGAGUCUUGAUCAAAAACAUGAUAAUAAAAUAUAACUUUACAGGAAGAACACAGUUAAAUCUUAACUGUCAAAUACAAAUUUAUAGGAAUCAACACAAAUAUGAUGAUAAAAUAUUAGUUAUAAUCAUAUUUUUGUUCAACUUACAAAAUAGAAACGAGUGGCUGCCCACUGUAAGCCAUGUUUCCCUAACGUCAUAUGCAAUAACUAAUUGCACGGUUUCUUGACCUUCAGUUUGGCUUUUCCUCCGUAAUUGCUCUUUUAUUUUUAUUUUGUCAACUCUAUAUGCUUAUUUAGAAAAAAGUAUGCACUUAUAUAUAUACCAUGUCAAAGAUUUGACUAAUAAUUUACCAAUCAUAUGAUACUUAUAAAGUUAAUAUAAAAUGCGAUAUUGGUGAUAUUAUUUUCAAAGUUAGUUAAUUUAUUUUUGAAAAUUAUAUGUCAGUUACUAGUUUAUUAAUCAAUUUAUUGAACGACUAACAAGGGUACAUUAAAGGGGGAAAAAAGCCACACUAAGUCUUGUCACUUCUUCCCUCGAAGCAUUUAUUUUUUGAGAGUAUUAAAUUAAAUGAUUUAGUUCACUAAUAUAUUACACUAUAUAGUAUAACAGAGCUCUAUGAACUAUAUCCAAAUUAAGUCAGAAACUAAUAUUAUAUCAUAAUUAAAUUUUAUUAAGUAAUAAUUAUCAAUAUGUCAAUGAUAUAUCCAUAUUUUUAUUUAUUAAUUUUCCCAUAAAUUGAUAUUUGUGAAAACUUAUUGUAAUGUAAAUGUAUUCAUGUAAAAUAUUUUUAGGGAACUACGGAGAUUUUCCGAAGUCAAAAAAAAAGGAUUUUCCUCGUUUCAUAAGUUUUAGAAACUUAGUUGCAAAGAAAAACAUUUUGACUUCAUUCGUGGAAGUGACAAAAAUAAUCUUUUAGGCGUCUCUGUUGCAUGACGCCAAAAAUAGUGUAUUUCACGGAAGAAAAUACAAAUAGGGAACGAUAAGGAAUUGAUUGGAUGUGUGGAAAUAUCUACAUAGUUAUUUUAAUAACUUUAAUAAAUUUGUUAAAUUCCAAUUUUCUUAACAGGAUGAAACCAAUUUUACUUGAGAAGCAGUAGAUUUGAAUUUUACGAGGUACUCUAUACUCAUUGUUUGGGAAAUUAAAAAUUAACAUAACAUUCCUGAAGGAGAGUAGAGUAGUUAUAAAAGGUUUGACAGCUCUUAUUUAUAUAUAUGUACAAACAAUAAAAUUAAUAUUUAGAUGUACUCUUUUUAUUUUAGUAUAAAUAUCAUUUUACCAUGCUUUAUACGAAAUAAUCAGUUUUGUUAGAAAUAAACAGUUACACGACAAUAAAAAUAAAA
This is a messenger RNA of Brassica rapa (field mustard), 10489 nucleotides long. Its product is annotated as peroxidase 57. Gene Ontology annotation, biological process: response to oxidative stress; hydrogen peroxide catabolic process. Gene Ontology annotation, molecular function: heme binding; peroxidase activity. The record is from RefSeq and is a predicted model, not a curated record. NCBI's taxonomy places the organism in Eukaryota, Viridiplantae, Streptophyta, Magnoliopsida, Brassicales, Brassicaceae.